AUGACAUUUGCUCCUAUAUGGACAGGAGAAGAGGUUGAGUCGCAAGAGAAGAAACAGCGGCAGACAGAUGGUACAAGGCCAGAAAAUGACGAGAGGCCAGCAGGGGAGUAUGAACAGCCAUGGGAGUGGAAAAAGGAGCAUAUUGUUAGAGCACUGUCAGUUCAGUUUGAAAGUACUGAGCGAUCACCAGCUAAGGAGGAAGCAGUCAAGUUGCACCAACUUAAGAAAAGCUGGACACAAAAGAUCCUAAAACAAACUGAGCAGAUUGAAAAGGUGGAUCCCUGCAUGCCACUAGAGAAACAGAGUUGGUAUCACGGUGCCGUUACGCGUGCUGAGGCAGAGAGUCGCUUGCUGUCUUGCAGAGAGGCCAGUUAUCUUCUUUGGAACAGCGAAUCUGGUAACAGCAAGUACUCCAUCGCCCUGAAGACCAGCCAGGGCUGUGUGCACAUCAUUGUGGCCCAAACCAAGGACAACAAAUUUACACUGAACCAAACAAGUGCCGUUUUUAGCAGCAUUCCAGAGGUCAGCCAAUACUACUCCACUCAAAAACUACCCUUCAAAGGAGCAGAACACAUGAGUCUUCUAUACCCAGUGCACAGCAAGUAGCAUGAAG
Molecule: messenger RNA, 613 nt
Organism: Bombina bombina (fire-bellied toad)
Lineage: Eukaryota; Metazoa; Chordata; Amphibia; Anura; Bombinatoridae
Product: SH2 domain-containing adapter protein E-like
Exons: 2
Coding region: 1-606 (201 amino acids)
Molecular function (GO): phosphotyrosine residue binding
Source: RefSeq, a predicted model, not a curated record